Molecule: messenger RNA, 2218 nt
Organism: Nomia melanderi (Alkali bee)
Lineage: Eukaryota; Metazoa; Arthropoda; Insecta; Hymenoptera; Halictidae
Source: RefSeq, a predicted model, not a curated record
UUGGACGAGCCGGUGGUCACCGGUGCUCUCUCUGUCGUCGCGCGCGCGGAACACCUCGAGUUGCGCUCGUUCCACGUACAACACCUGCCGAACGGACGAUUGCUCGCGAGUAACACGGUCCGUUGAUCCGUGACUCCUUCUGGAAAGUGUCCUUCGCGGUCUUUCUCCGUCGAUCGCCGCGCCGACAACGGUCAAUCCAGUUUUCGGGGUAAAAAGGGAGCGGUAACCGAAACAUGGACGGUAACGAUAUGUCCAGCAGGCUGCCUCGAGUCCACACGAAACAAGGAGCCUGAUCGUAUCCCAAAAACAGGUCGAAGGAAUCUCGAGUGAUCGUGACUAAACCGCCAGCAACAUGUUGCUGCCCCAGGACAUGAUGGCAGCGCAGUCGAAGAUGCUGUACCAAAUGAACAAGUACUACGGUGAACGGGUGCAAGUCCGUAUGGGCCAGGUACAGAAAACCAUCCGCGAAGUGUGCAAGGUGGUACAGGACGUACUGAAAGAGGUCGAGGUUCAGGAACCCCGGUUCAUCUCCUCCCUGACCGAGUGCAACGGCCGCUACGAGGGCCUCGAGGUGAUCUCGCCUGGCGAAUUCGAGGUGGUCCUCUACCUGAAUCAGAUGGGAGUGUUCAACUUCGUCGACGACGGCACCCUGCCGGGCUGCGCCGUGCUGAAGCUCAGCGACGGACGGAAGAGGUCCAUGUCGCUCUGGGUCGAGUUCAUCACCGCGUCCGGUUACCUGUCCGCCAGAAAGAUCCGCUCGAGAUUUCAGACGCUGGUGGCGCAGGCCUGCGACAAGUGCGCCUACAGGGACUCCGUCAAGAUGAUCGCGGACACCACCGAAGUGAAGCUGCGCAUCAGGGAGAGAUACGUGGUGCAGAUUACGCCGGCGUUCAAGUGUUCCGGCGUGUGGCCUAGGUCCGCCGCCCAUUGGCCGAUCCCUCAUAUACCGUGGCCGCAUCCGAAUCUCGUGGCAGAGGUAAAGACAGAAGGAUUCGACCUGUUGUCGAAGGAGAGCGUCGCUCUUCAGGGGAAACAGUCAGCCAUGGAGGGCGACGCGUGGGUUCUAUCCUUCACCGAAGCCGAGACGAGACUCUUGCAGGGUGGUUGUCGCAGAAGAUGCCUGAGUAUAUUGAAGACACUGAGGGACAGACACCUGGAUCUUCCCGGCAAUCCAGUGACCAGCUACCACAUGAAAACCUUGUUGCUCUACGAAUGCGAGAAGCAUCCUCAUGAAACCGAAUGGGACGAAGGAUGCCUGGCGGACCGUAUCAACGGCAUCUUUCUGCAACUGAUAUCUUGUCUUCAGUGCCGGAGAUGUCCCCAUUAUUUCCUGCCCAAUCUGGACCUGUUCAAAGGGAAAUCGCCGAGCGGCUUGGAGAACGCCGCCAAACAAGUCUGGAGACUCACCAGGGAGCUACUGACCAACAGUCGAGCACUGGAGAAACUUUAGCCGGAAAGUUUACGGGGAUGAAGAAGUUUUCUUUCUUGCAGAGAGGAUUCGCGAGGUGGUUCGCGUGAAUCACGCGCUCGGGAUUACUGCUUUUACGCCGGCUCUUAACCCGCUUUUUAUACUUGCCGUGAACGUGGACUGUCUACUUUCACCCGUUAUUUUCUAAUAGCAGCUUGACCGUAUCGGGGUCCGGGAAUGGUGUGUAACCAGCAAUACUAGAGCCGUAGACUUUAAUCGUUGUUUUCGUACGUGUUUGGUUAGUAAACGGCACGGACACGUCGGAGUUGGACUUCGAUCAUUGGUACAACCGCGCGUUCCGGGGUGCAAUAUCUUUCUCGAGGUUCUGUUUCGGCCGGGGGCACAAUUGUUGCUAGGUUUUAGUUCGAUCCUGCGCGAUUUCGGAGUUGGAAAUCCUUUUGUUAAAUUCUGUUGAUGGAAUUUGGAAGCGUGACAUUUGAAAUUCGCCGCGGUUUCUUCAUUUACGGACGAAGCUUUCGCUUGCUGCCGGAGCCUCGCGCUUAUUAACGCAGAUUAAACGGCGCUGGCCCGAUUGUCUACACAGCAUUACGAUAUACGAAACGAUUAAUUAACUGCUCUGUUAGCUACUCUUACCUGUUCAAAUAUGGCUGAUGUGAAUCGUCGUGUGAUCCGUUGUCGUUAUUAAUCUAAUGUUUAUAAUCGGUUAGCGGCGAGCUUCCGACGGUAGUUGGACACUACGCAUUGUUAUAUGUACAUACUUUUUUAUAUUAUUUAAACGAUAUUUAUUUU